AAUAUUGCUAAUAUGGCGGUUGAGUUUUCUCAGUUGAUAACGACGACGACGACGUAGAAAAGAUAAUGGAAAUAUAUAACCGUACAAGGAGAAAUCAACUUGUUUUAACUGUUUGUUUAUAACGAAAUUUAAAUGAAUGCUGAACGUAUAAAUAUGAAGGAAGAAAAGGAAAAAAGUUGCUUGGAAACGACGAUUGAACAGUGCCAGCAGAUGCAAAGGCUCAUAGAUAUCUCUGCUCAAGGUGUAAUCAAAUUGCGAGAUAUGACGAUCGAAACUGAAAGCGCAGCCUUAAUAGAAAUACAAGAAUUGGAGGCAAAAAUGAUUAAGAAUUAUGCACUACAACUGAAAGCCAAACAAGAUGUACCUGAAAGCGAAAUGCCCCGCGAAUUACGUCAAUAUCCACAAUUAACUACAUGGCUAAAGGUAGUUGGUUUCAGUGAAUUGAUGGCAGAAAAUUUAUCAAAGCACUUUAAUUAUAUGGACAAUCUGUUACGUAUGGAAGAUGCUGAUAUUCGAAAUGUAUUAAUUAACUUUGAUUGUGAGAAGCAUACAGAUCAGCUUAUAAUGGCUCUUAAUAAACUUAGAAGAUAUGAGACCUCUUCACCAGACUCUGAUUUGUAUUGGUCAUCUUCCCCACCGUCCGCUAGCCUCCAUCGAACCAUUUCUCAACAACAACCCGAAUGGCAUUUUAAUAAGCAACCAAUCAAUACGUUUUACAGGACUACUUCAACCACUCCUUCUCAUUCAACACCGGUGUCUCCGUCCCCUUCUCCAAGUCAUUGGGCCAACCGAUAUAAAACGGCAAAGAAUGCUACUCCUCCACCUCAUAAACGUUUAACAAUUUAUCCAACUGAGGGCAAUUUUCCACCUCCACUUCAUAUAUCUAGAAGCUACGAGUCGCAGUUGGCAGCCCGCGUGGCUAAUCACCAUUUAGACACUGAAGCUAAUCGGUCAAAGAAUCAAAAACCAAUGCCCAACUUGUCGAUUAACGGUAAAAUUCCGCAAACGCCGAGAAGAAGAUCGGCAGGCGACCCGGAAACAUUACAAAGGAUGGCUUCAGAGAACCAAUUGCCUGCGCCUACAAGUCCAAAGAAUAUCAAUGUAACACCUCGUAGGAGCAUGAAGCACUCAAUCACUCAUAUGUUUCAAAAAAAGUUCUUCUUGGGAGAUAAUUGCGAUCAUUGCUCAAGAAAGAUGGUAGCCCUUGGGAAAAUAUGCAAACAUUGUAAACAGAAAUUUCAUAGCGAGUGCGCGGCAAAGACACCCCCUCGUUCCUGUGGUCUACCUGAUCAGUAUCUUGACUUUUUCCUUGAGACAAAUAGUAGUAUGGAUUCGCCUUCGGUUUCAAGACGCAUGGGUUACCCUUCGAUGUCUAAUGAAGCGGUUCAAAUGGCCGAAACGGUCUCCAUGGCUUCUUCGUGCAAUUCGUCUUCUUCUUCCUCGCCCGCGACAUUUAUGCCUAGCGCCAGCGUACCAAAUACUCCGUCUUCGACGGCCCAACCAUCGCCAAGAGUGCAUAUAACUUCCGAGAAUGGGUCAGUCGAAGCUUUUUCUUUUCCAGAUCAAGCGAUACUUCGUUCAAAGCCGAUGGACUAUAGGCCAUCGUCUCCUUCUACUGCUAGCACUUCGUCAAGUAGCACAACAGUUUCAGCUGUAACAAAUGAGGCUUCAACCAUGGUGGUUCUUAGCAAUUCCGGUCAUUCUAACCAAAUUAAUUCUGUAUCUGAAAAUUCUAAUUCAAAUUGUAUUGAUGAAAACGAAGACAUUAUUAAUACUUGUACAUCGAACGAUAGCGAUAAGAGUGAUGUAACACUUAUUGAUAGUGCCUCGGAUAAAGCAUCUAAUAUUGAGAGAUUCGAUUCGAUUGAGAGUUCAGAGGAAACCGGUCAUGGUCUCAGUCGAGUGAAUAGUAUAUCAGUUGCUCUAAAAGAAUGGGACAUUCCAAUAGAAGAUUUAAUUUGGGGAGAUAAGAUUGGAGAAGGACGAUUCGGCAGUGUUUGGAAGGGGAAAUGGCAUGGAGAGGUAGCCAUUAAAGCACUUGAUAUAGAUAAAGAGCUAGACGAAGAUGAGCAAUUAAGAGCCUUCAAGUUGGAAGUGUCCACACUUAGAAAAACCCGUCAUGAUAAUCUUGUACUCUUCCAAGGAGCUUGCAUGAAACCCCCUCGACUCGCCAUCGUGAUGAGUUAUUGUAAAGGGGAUACCCUUUACAAAAGUAUUCACGAGAGUAAAAGUAAAGUACAAAUGAGUAAAGCUAUACAAUUCGCUACCCAAAUUAUACAGGGACUGGGAUAUUUGCAUGCAAAACAAAUUGUACAUAAGGACUUGAAAAGCAAGAAUAUCUUUAUUGUCGGCAAUAAGAUAGUUAUUUCGGAUUUUGGACUACUCAGCUUAACAAAAUUAUGUAAUACUUAUAAGAAUAGGCGCUUAGGAGACGCCUCCUGGUUAUGUUAUUUAGCUCCUGAAUUGCUCAGAUCCUUAUAUGUUGGACGUCAACAACCGAAAGCGCCUAAUAUGCCUUUUUCAUUCGCUUCCGAUAUGUUCGCCUUUGGUACCGUUUGGUAUGAGUUAGUCUGCUCUGAAUGGCCUUUUAACAAACAACCAGCCGAAGCCAUAAUCUGGCAAGCAGGAAACGGAAUAAAACAACCACUAACGCACGUAAAUGCGUCUAAAGACGCAAAAGAUUUAAUAAUGAGUUGUUGGAAGUUUGACCCAUCGAAUCGGCCUAAUUAUAAUGAAGUACUUGCAAUAUUAAAGCAUUUGCCUAAGAAGAGACUAGCCCGUAGUCCCUCACACCCAGUUCAUUUAACUCGUUCCGCCGAAGCCGUCUUCUAGACGCCAACGUGCUUGCUUCAUGCUUGUAUAUUUCAUACAGCAAAAAAAAAAAAAAUGCAAUAAAAAAAUUUUUUUCUUGGAAGUGUCUUGCUAUGCAAGUCUUUACAAAAAAAAACGAUGUAUUUCUAGUCAUAAAUGGAAAUCAUAUUGGAAUACGAUUGUAUAAAAUUUUAAAAAUAACAACUUUUUUUUAUCUAUAUCUAUAUAUAGAAUUCUAUAUAUAUAUAUACAUAUAUGCAGUUCAGGCAUACAGAUAAACUUAUAAGCUUACACAAUCUUAACAUUCAUACAAAUGUUUAUAUUAAUAUUCUCUUUUUUUUAUAUAAAUGUGUAUAUUAAUUAUUUAUUAUUUUUAGUAAAAAUAAAAAAAGAUAACUUUUAACUAACAAAUCUUAAUCCUAAACAUCUUCUGUAUCCUUUAUAAGUUGAUCUUGUCCAUUACUUUUUUCUUCCGGUGGUAAAUUCUGUAUAUGUUCUUUCCAUAGUGCGGCAGUAAUAUCGUUUGUCGUUAUAAAAUUACAAUUAUGACCGAUAAGACGAAUCAAAAAGAUACCGUCGCUUCUCAGAUAUUUAGUAACAAAAUAUUUAAUCUUUUCAUCGGCGAGCUCUCCUUGAAAUCUGGCUGUUGCCAAGUGAUUUUUAAUGUAGCGUAACUUAUCACUCGGUAAGAUAGAUCUUAUCAGCCAGGUUAAAAAGUUCAACACGGUUAUAACAGCAACCAUCAUAAACCAGAACCAUAAAAAGACAUAGAUUUUCUCAUUAUACAUAUUAAUAGGGAGUACGCAUUGAACAGAAUAGCGAUGGACGUUUCCCAAACGCCUGACGAAAAAGUCGCACAUAGUAACCGUAGGAAAGGUAUGACUGGCUGAGCUCAUCCAAUGGUCUGCAUGCUCUUUUCCUUUAAGGAAAUCGAUUCCAAACGCUCCAUACUUCGUUCCUAAUAUUUUAUUUAAAACGAGUAAUUGAAUAAUUACAUUUGCGGCGUAUAAAACUUUCGAAAAGAGGAAUAUCAUUAAGAGAUAGCCUGAAAAACGUCUGGAACACACAGCAGAUUUGAUUUUGUUCAAGGUCGAAUUAUUUUCUCCUUUCCUGGCACUUGUAGCUGUCAGGAAGCGAUGUAUCUGUUUAGACAAGAACGUUAAGGUCUCCUCUCGUUUCUUCUUUUCUUUCAUAUCUGCAAUUUUGUGAGCAGUUUUGAGAAUAUCAUCCGAAUCCACUCCGGCACGAUCGUUUAAUCCAUGCCAAACGAAGGAUGGUAUAUAGAAGAACAAAGCCUGUCCUAGCAAUAUAAAAGGUAUCCAUUGAUAAUAGGGUAAUACUCUUCUUUUUUCAUUUUCAUGCUCUCUCGGUAUAUAAUCAUCAAAUGGAAGAUAAUAAGUAUUUUUAACCCAGCAAUAAGAAUUCAUAUACUUCUUAUGACUUCCGGUGAAAUGUUUCGGCUCCCAACAGUUAAGGGGUUUCCCAAUAAAAUACUGUUGGCCUGAUACGAUAAUUGCAAAUGCUACAAUUAUCGCUACAGUAUAUCUAGAGCUUAAACGAUCAGCCCAAUCGUCAUCUCUUUUCACAUUAUCACCCUUAGAGGCUCCUUUAACAACUUUAACAAUCUUAUCCAUAGUCCUAGACCUUGCUGAACGAGACUGUCAAUGAGAAUAUUUAAAAUAAUAUUAAAAAAAGAAAGAAACGUUGACUUUAGAGUUUAUGCAAAGUUCAUUUAAAUUUUUUUUUAAUGUAAAUAAACACGUGCGCAAAGAGAAAAAAAGGCCAGCGUUCUUAUCUAAUAGUUUUAGAGAUACGUGCACUUGUCAAUAUCUAGUGAAUUAUUAUUACUAUUUACAUUUUAUUUAAAUCGAACAUUCUCUAUUUAUCAGUUUAAGUUUAUAAAAAAAUUGUCGAUAAUAAAAC
Molecule: messenger RNA, 4734 nt
Organism: Dimorphilus gyrociliatus
Lineage: Eukaryota; Metazoa; Annelida; Polychaeta; Dinophilidae
Source: the annotation of a GenBank genome assembly